Torulaspora globosa is the source of this 642-nucleotide messenger RNA. It is a transcript of the gene PCL5, whose product is annotated as Pcl5p. Gene Ontology annotation, biological process: regulation of cyclin-dependent protein serine/threonine kinase activity. The record is from RefSeq and is a predicted model, not a curated record. NCBI's taxonomy places the organism in Eukaryota, Fungi, Ascomycota, Saccharomycetes, Saccharomycetales, Saccharomycetaceae. The transcript has a single exon. Gene Ontology annotation, molecular function: cyclin-dependent protein serine/threonine kinase regulator activity; protein kinase binding. Bases 1 to 642 code for a protein of 213 amino acids. Gene Ontology annotation, cellular component: nucleus; cyclin-dependent protein kinase holoenzyme complex.
AUGGUUUCGAGGGUUUUGAAAGAGGCCAAUUUAGUAAUGGUCGAUACGAACGAUUUAGAUCGCCGGCUUGCGUACCAGACACCGCCCUAUGAACAAUGGAAGAGCACGUUGUGCUCUGCUUCACCAGGGCCACUUUCAUCGGAUACACUGGUUUCUAGGAUUGGCAUGGCGCUAUGCGAACGGACCUCUAAAAUCUCGACAGACAAGAUUAGGAACGAGGCUGGGAGCGUAAGCAGUUUUGUACGCGAAGUGCUUAGAAGGUCGAAGAGCAACACCAGAAGCACUGUGUUGGCUUUCGCGUAUUUCAACAAGGUUUACGAUGGUCAGUCGGUAAAAGACAAGUUGCCGGAGUUCGCAAGGUGCUCGAAGAGAGUCUUCUUAAGCUGUCUGAUUCUAGCUAACAAGUUUCUUAACGAUAACUCGUUCGCAAUGAAAACAUGGCAUAUGAUAAGUGGCCUCAGGCAGAAGGACCUAUGUCUCAUGGAGAGAUGGUGUCUCGAUAGGUUGGAUUAUAAACUGCUGGUGACCGAAACUGAAUAUGCGGUGUUCGAGAACCGGCUGUUCGUUGCAAGCAACAAGAGGAUGCGUUGCGAGAACGAAUCUGUUAGAGAUCUUAGUUACAAGAAAUUACGUACAAUCUAA